Messenger RNA from Eutrema salsugineum, 1512 nucleotides. Its product is annotated as probable hexokinase-like 2 protein. Gene Ontology annotation, molecular function: mannokinase activity; D-glucose binding; fructokinase activity. Bases 1 to 1512 code for a protein of 503 amino acids. The record is from RefSeq and is a predicted model, not a curated record. Gene Ontology annotation, cellular component: mitochondrion; cytosol. Gene Ontology annotation, biological process: glucose 6-phosphate metabolic process; intracellular glucose homeostasis; glycolytic process. The transcript is spliced from 8 exons. NCBI's taxonomy places the organism in Eukaryota, Viridiplantae, Streptophyta, Magnoliopsida, Brassicales, Brassicaceae.
AUGACAAGAAAAGAGGUGGUGGUGGCUGUGACGGCUGCAACGGCUACGGCGGUUGCAGCUGCUGUGAUAAUUGGUCGGUGGAUGCGGAGGAAGGAGCUGCAGCGGAAACAUACACAAAGGAUUUUGAUGAAAUUCGCUAGAGAAUGCGCCACACCUGUGUCCAAGCUCUGGGCGGUGGCGGACGCUUUCGUCGCCGAGAUGACCACCUCUCUCGCCGCCGCUUCCGCCGCCGCCGAAGAGAAUCGCGGUUCCCUCAGUAUGCUCGUUUCAUUCGCCGGUUCUCUCCCUUCCGGAGAUGAGAAGGGUGUUCACUAUGGAGUUAACUUGCGAGGCAAGGAAAUCCUACUGUUACGUGGGACAUUAGGAGGUAACGAAGAACCGAUCUCCGAUGUUCAAAAGCAAGAGAUUUCGAUCCCUGAAGAUGUUUUAAACGGUUCUUUCAAGGAGUUGUGUGAUUAUAUAUCCUUGGAGCUAGUCAAAUUUCUUGGGAUGAAUCCAGGAAAAGAAACAGAGGAAGUGAAGAAGCUCGGGUUUACGCUGACACGCACUGUCCAGCAAAUUGGAUCUGGUUCAUCAAUCUCGGCAAUACAAAGGAAGAGUUUAGCGAAUGAUGAUGAUGAUACGGUUUUGAAGGAGUAUGUCAAUGAUAUGAAUGAAUCAUUGGAGAGACACGGUCUGAAAAUUCGGAUGAACACGGCGCUGGUGGAUGAUACAGUUGGAGAGUUGGCUGGAGGAAGGUACUAUCACAAAGACACUGUGGCUGCAGUCACUUUAGGUAUGGGAACUAACGCUGCUUACAUCGAACAAGCUCAUGAGGUUUCGAGAUUGAAAUCAGCCAUACCUCAGGCACAAGAGAUUGUUAUUAGCACAGAGUGGGCAGACUUUAGAUCGUGUCAUCUUCCUGUAACUGAAUUUGAUGCUGCUCUUGACGCGGAAAGCUUGAAUCCUGGAAGCAGAGUGUUUGAGAAGAUGGUGUCUGGAGGAUACUUAGGGGAGAUAGUGAGAAGAGUGUUACUAAGAAUGUCUGAAGAAUCGGCUCUCUUUGGAGAUACAUUGCCUCCAAAACUCACAAUUCCUUACAUUUUAUGGUCGCCAGAUAUGGCUGCGAUGCAUCAAGACAUAUCCGAUGAUCGUGAGAUCGUAAACAAAAAGCUCAAGGAAGUUUUCGGGAUCAUGGAUUCAACUCUUGCGGCGAGAGAAGUCGUGGUUGAAGUAUGCGAUGUAGUCGCGGAACGAGCGGCUCGUGUGGCGGGAGCAGGAAUAGUUGGGAUGAUAAAGAAGCUGGGAAGGUUAGAGAAGAAGAUGAGCAUUGUGAUAGUUGAAGGAGGAUUGUAUGAUCAUUACAGGGUCUUUAGAAACUAUCUCCAUAGCAGUGUUUGGGAAAUGCUUGGUGAUGAGUUAUCUGAUCAUGUCGUCAUCGAACAUUCUCACGGUGGUUCUGGUGCCGGAGCUCUUUUCUUUGCGGCCUCUGGCGACGGUGGCGGUGGUGGCAAUCAAGACUCCGAAAACUGA